Oreochromis aureus is the source of this 4333-nucleotide messenger RNA. RefSeq names its product B-cell receptor CD22-like. The coding region runs from base 1 to 2895 and encodes 964 amino acids. The record is from RefSeq and is a predicted model, not a curated record. Lineage: Eukaryota; Metazoa; Chordata; Actinopteri; Cichliformes; Cichlidae. The transcript is spliced from 17 exons.
AUGUAUGCAGUCGUCAAAGAUCGGUACUGGGUCAGACUGGUUGCCUACACAGAUAGAGUUGAAUACAUCUUUGAUGAGAACGACUGCACUCUCAGGAUCACAGACCUGAGAGAGAGAGACUCAGCUGAAUACGAGUUCAGAUUCACAACAAACCAACCAGGUGGAAGUUUUACUGGUUCACCUGGAGUCAAUCUGUCUGUCACAGAUACUCCUAAAGCUGUUAUUGUGUCAGCAAGUCCCAAUGUCAGUGAAAUCAAUGAGGGUGGUUCAGUGACUCUGACCUGUAGCAGUGAUGCUAAUCCACCAGCUACUCACACCUGGUACAAGAAGAACGGCCAAAGACACCCGAUUAAAAAGCUCAUCUUCAGCUCCAUCCAGUCCUCUGAUUCUGGAGAGUAUUACUGUAGAGCUGCAAACACAUUAGGGUGGAGGACAUCCGAAUCCAUCUCCAUUGAUGUAAAAUAUGCUCCAAAAGUUGUUACUACGUCAGUGAGUCCCACUGAUGAAAUCAAGGAGGGCACUUCAGUGACUCUGACCUGUAGCAGUGAUGCUAACCCAGCAGCUAAUUACACCUGGUACAAGGAGAAUGGCCAAAGAUAUCUCAGUAAAGAGCUUGUCUUCAGCUCCAUCCAAGCCUCUGAUUCUGGACAGUACUACUGCAUAGCUAAAAAUAAACUGGGUUUGAUGACACCUAAAUCCAUCUCUAUUGAUGUGAAAUAUGCUCCCAAAGUUGUUAUAGUGUCUGUGAGUCCCACUGGUGAAAUCAAAGAGGGGACUUCUGUGACUCUGACCUGUAGCAGUGAUGCUAACCCACCAGCUACUCUCACCUGGUACAAGGAGAAUGGCCGAAGAUAUCUCAGUAAAGAGCUUGUCUUGAGCUCCAUCCAGUCCUCUCACUCUGGAGAAUAUUACUGUACAGCUGUAAACAAAGUGGGGUGGAGGACAUCUGAAUCUAUCUUUAUUGACGUGAAGUAUGCUCCAAGGUUUCUGUCAGUGUGGGUGAGCCCUCCUAAUGAAAUCAGGGAGGGUGGAUCAGCAACUCUGACCUGUAGCAGUGAUGCAAAUCCAGCAGCUCAAUACUCCUGGUACAAGAAGAAUGGUCAAACACCUCUCAGUAACGAAUGGCAGCUCUCCUUCAGCUCCACCCAGCCCUCUGACUCUGGACAGUAUUAUUGUACAGCCGAGAACAAAAUCGGGAAGAAAACAUCUAAAAACAUCUCUGUUGAUGUGAAAUAUGCUCCAAAGCUUCCCUCUGUGUCAGUGAGUCCCUCUGCUGAGAUAGUGGAGGGCAGUUCAGUGACUCUGACCUGUAGCAGUGAUGCUAAACCAGCAGCUACAUACACCUGGUACAAGAAUCAAACACAGCUUAGUAAAGAACCACAGCUGUCCUUCAGCUCCAUCCAGCCCUCUGACUCUGGAGAGUAUUACUGUAUAACUGAGAACAAGCUGGGGACAUCAACACCUGAAUACAUCUCCCUUGAUCUGGAAAUGUUUCCUCCUCCAGCUGCUCCAAAGCUUCCCUCUGUGUCAGUGAGUCCCUCUGCUGAGAUAGUGGAGGGCAGUUCAGUGACUCUGAUGUGCACCAGUAACAAUAACUCAGCAGCUAAUUACACCUGGUACAAGAAGAACAAUGAAACACAACUUAGUAAAGAACCGCAACUCACCCUUAGCUCCAUCCAGCCCUCUGACUCUGGAGAGUAUUACUGUACAGCUGAGAAUGAGCUGGGGAGGAGGACAUCCACAUUCGUCUUUAUUGGAGUAAAAUAUGCUCCAAAGCUUCCCUCUGUGUCAGUGAGUCCCUCUGCUGAGAUAGUGGAGGGCAGUUCAGUCACUCUGACCUGUAACAGUGACGCUAACCCAGCAGCUAAAUACACUUGGUACAAGAAUCAAACACAGCUUAGUAAAGAACCACAGCUCACCUUCAGCUCCAUCCAGCCCUCUGACUCUGGAGAGUAUUACUGUAUAGCUGAGAACAAGCUGGGAACGUCAACACCUGAAUACAUCUCCCUUGGUGUGAAAUAUGCUCCAAAGCUUCCCUCUGUGUCAGUGAGUCCCUCUGCUGAGAUAGUGGAGGGCAGUUCAGUGACUCUGACUUGUAGCAGUGAUGCUAACCCUGCAGCCACUUACUCCUGGUACAAAAGGAACAAUCAAACACCUGUCAGUAAAUAUUCACAGCUGACCUUCAGCUCCAUUUGGCCCUCUGACUCUGGGAAGUAUUACUGUACAGCUGAGAACAAGCUGGGAACAUCAGCACCUAAAUACAUCUCUGUUAAUGUGACAUAUGCUCCAAAGCUUCCCUCUGUGUCAGUGAGUCCCUCUGCUGAGAUAGUGGAGGGCAGUUCAGUGACUCUGACCUGUAGCAGUGAUGCUAACCCAGCAGCUAAUUACACCUGGUACAAGGAGGAUGAAGACUCACCUAAAGCAUCUGGACAGAGCUUCACCAUCACUGACUUCAGAUCUGAGCACAGUGGGAGUUAUUUUUGUGAAGUGCAGAACACCAGAGGACGUCACAACUCCACCUUAAAGCUGAAAGCUGUUGCAGGAACAUGGACAAUGGUAUCUCUUAUGGUUCCUGCUAUUCUCCUCAUUAUUCUUCUGGCUCUCGUACUCAUCUUUCUCAUCCUGUGGUUCAUAGCCUCCAAGCAGCAGAUUCCUGAGCCUGUAGAGAGACCAGAUGACAGUGAAGAGCUAUGGCCAACAGAGGAUGACAUUGUCUAUGCUAGUGUCCACUUUUCCAAACAUCAGGCAGAUCAUGUUUACACCCAAAUUAGACCAUCUCUGACCAAAAGUCACAGGAAGGAAAAGGAGGAAGAAGCAGAGAUGCUCACAUUUAGGAGUGCAAGUACCACACCAGGAAACCAAGAAGCAGCAGAUCCAGCUCCUCUGUAUGAUUAAAAACCCGACAUGGAAAGCCAAGUCUUAAGCUAAUUUUUCCAUGGCAGAUAUCACAACAAAUUAAUAUGGAGUUGAGCAACAUCAAUCACCAACUUCCUGGAUAAUCAUACCAAUCAUUGUUUCUACUUGAGUCCGAAGUAACCAGAACCUUAAAACCCACAUCUCUGUGAUGUGCUGACCACCCCCUCAAUUUCCAUACAUUAUAGAUAUUGCUGGUAUAUUAUGCUGCAUUUGUGUUUUGGAGUACACAAAAAUGACAACAAUAAUAAUAAUAUUUUAUUUUGCAUAGAAUCAGAGAACUUUGGUGAAGCAGCCAAAGCCACCUCUUGGUUCAUGGGGUACAAAUUGUAUUUCUGCAAAACUAUCUUUACCUUAUCCUGUCAACUCUAAAUGCAGAAUACUAUAGCCUGUCUGCAGCUUACAGAUUGUACACAUUCGUCAUUAAUCAGUGAUGAACAUGAUAUUAUCAGGAACAAUCAAUGAUUAUGUUUCUAUAUAUUUGAGGAUCAUUUUGUAUGUAUCACAAGCCAUGUUUACAUGGACACAAGUAAAUCAAUUAAAAAUAUGACCGAAAUAAAAACGCUUCAUGCCAAUUGGAUGAUUCUAACCCAGUCACGCUCGUUCACAUCACAAUUUCUUUCUGAUCAAGACAGGUGGCUUAUACUGUUUAUUAAUGUGAUUGGUGUGCAUGGAAACACCUUUCCUGAUGUUUGGGGUAAAAUUAUCCUUACUCUGCAUGUAUGUGUUACUUCAGCUAUAUGGUGACUCACUGUAUUACUGCCUUUACAGCAGCUAAUGGUAUACAUUGUGUUAGUUAAACAAAACUGGUCUGUAUCCAACACAAAAAUCCACUGGUUCCUUGUCUUUGGUGGAGGAGGGGCAUCUAAAUUUAAUGUCACUGGGGUGAAAUUAAUGUCCUGCAGUCUACUGUUCAUUGGGAGACAGAGAAGACAAAGGAGAGAGUACUGCUGGGCUUGUAGCUUCAUUAAAGACACCAGCAUACACAAAAUUAAUAUGGGAAAAGAAAAAUGAUACAGAAGUCCUAAAAGAGAGAGGAGACAAACCAAAAUCUGUGGCAUGUAGAAAGGUGAUGAUAAAGGGUGUUUGUUUCCAUCGAAAAUCAUGACUUUUUCUUUUACUAUUUCUGGACGAAUCUGCCUAUGAUUUAGUCUGUUCAAAUGCUUGAUGCAUUUAGAAAAAUCCCCUGAUUUAAGGUUUAAAGCACAAAUUCUUCUGAAUGUGAAGCACAUGUAAAAAUGGCUAUAGAUUUUUCAAUUAGUUCUUAGAUUAAUGUAGAUUAAGCCAGAUCUGUCAGUGAAUGCAAGGUUUAGCAAUUUAUUGCAUGCGUUUUGUCUUCUACUGUUAAAGUUAGAUGUGGAGCCAAAGGAUUCCAUUUGAUAGCAACAAUGUGCAUCUGAAAUGUUUGUGCACAUAGCAU